This is a messenger RNA of Amoebophrya sp. A120, 11374 nucleotides long. The record is from the annotation of a GenBank genome assembly. Lineage: Eukaryota; Dinophyceae; Syndiniales; Amoebophryaceae.
AGGUUGUUCUGUACAAGAUCGGAUUGAAAAGCAGCAUGUAGGUAUCCACUACUUAUGAAUUUGUUGUCAUUGCGGCACUUUCAUCCUACAAGUGGAGCUCUCGUGUGCUGUUAGUGGACAGCUCCAGUACACCAGAACAAGCUCAAGCAGAUCUGAAAAAAUAUGAAUACCGCACAGCAAAACAACUAUGGCUGAAAGUAUUCUGUCCGCGGGCGCGGCUCCGCGUGACGAAAGCCCAUUCGCCAAAGCGGCACUUUCUUCGACUUCCGCGAUAAUUUCGACCGCAGGAGCAACAAGUCAACAACCCGCUGGUACAACCUCCACAACAAUGAGUAAAACAUCAAACACGACGACUUCUCAUCUGACCGUCACGACCACCGACAUCAGCAAUCUGCGAGUUUUUCGAUUCCGUGAUGUCGGGGGCAACAUCUUCUCCGUUUUCACGAACUCUGAGAGUUGCAAAACCGUCUACGACUGCAUCUACAAAGUGUUCGGCAUCCCAGCGGACGUGGCGAAGCAUUUGGUAUCCUGUGCAAAACUAUCGUACUCGUACUGCAGUCAUGCAUUGCAAAUCUUCUUUUUGAGGUAAAUCUGCACUACAAAUUUUAUUUCUCAUGCUGAGGAAAUCGAAAUUUGUAAUGCAUUAAUACGAGGACGAUACUUUAACUUUUGCAGUUCAUAUUUGGAGAUGGUUCUCGACGACCGAGAGGAAGAUGAAGCCGGAGCAAGCGGACUGCUUGGUCCGAAAAUCUUCAAGACUAAACCCUCAACAUCUUCAUCUCCGACAGAGUCCGAUGGGGACACUUCUAAAGAUUAUGACGAUGAGGAAAUAACUGCUGCCUCACCUGCUGCUGGUGCUGCACAAGUAGAUGACCAAAAAGAACAUAAACAAACCUACGAGGAUCUCUGCUUCCGUGUGCAUCGGAAGAUGUUGAGUCCCCUCGAGCUCGUUCUCUUCGCGGAGCCGAAUCUGAGCGGCAUUCAGCUGGACGCAGACCAGGUGACGGUGCUAGCCCGCGACUUCGCGAAAAUUGCGAAGGUCCGGGAGUUCGCGGUCACGACGAAGCACAAGAAGAGCAAAGAGAACCACCUCGACGACAAGGCAGCAGCGCUGAUUGGGGAAUCGAUCCGGAAAAGAUACGGCGUGAAGGUCAAGGACCUGCUGCGCAGUGUUGAAAUGAAGCGGACGAGGGAAAACGAAAGAAAUGGCCAUGAUCCUUCUGACCAAGACGACGAAAAAUCUGAUUUCGACAGCGACGUCGAUAAAGACAGCUCGGACGAAGAUGAAAAGGAAACGAGCAAUUACGUCAGUACAGACGAGUCGGAAAACGAAGAUUUUCUUUCUGCUCCUAUUCUUGACAGGAGCACCGGCAAGACAUCAUCAAACUUCCAUCUCCUCGACUACGCGCCGCAAAUCAUUUUCCCGAACUUUACGGACCUCGUCAACGCCAACCAGCCACUGCACCCGAAGAAACUUUUGUCUGCACUCUGGCGGCUCCGGUUUCUCCUGGCUUGUGCGGCCGGGACGCUGAACUUGGAAAAAAAUAAGAGAUCCUGUCCAAGUGCGAAUAACAAGCGGUUCCAACUGGACGCGUGGUCCCUGCGGAGUUUGCUGCGCCGCGUGGAGCACGCGCUGUUGCAAGAAGCGCCGAAGCGGAUCGCAUUAGAUCAGGCGCAAAAAACCGGGGAGGUGCCGCCGCCAAACCUCGGAAGAAGUAGUGCUGGCACCAGGAGCUCUAGUUCGAAUACUAAGGAUGAGUCCUCGUCCGGCGGGACUAGUACUUCUAGCAGUACUGAAGAAACGAACCACGACGAAGACGACUCGUCCCCCUUCUGGUCGCAGUUAAAACUGCACCAGCAGCGGGAACUUCUCCGGCUCGCGAACUUCGUCUUGCUACCCAUAUCAAAUGCAAAAAUGUCUGGGUCUGGGAGAUUGCGAGAUUUGUUAUGCAUGUCUAGCAUCACUCGAGAAUCUGUGAUGCAUGAGUACGACGAAAAGGCGCUCCUAUCUGUCAUGCAAGAACGCAGUUUCUCAUGCGAAAUACGCAACACAUAGCACCUCAAAAAUUUGUCGUGCUUGGCUGCAUAUUGCAGUCCGGCUAUUAUCCACUUUUAGCAUUACAAGUUUCCAGACCCAGACACUUUUGCAUUUGAUAACCCAAAUCCGGUCACAACACGGCUCUUUUCCGCACGGAUGAGACCCCGUUUGAGCCGCUGUUAGAAGUGCAAGAAGAAGGAGGUGCUCCUGGGUCAACAACUACGAAUGGUACGGGGCCGCAACAUCAGCUCCGCCGCUUGCUCCACCGGUGGGACGAGGAAACCGACCGACCUAUCCUGUGUAAAAACGUCCCCACGACCCCAGAGCUCUUGCAAUGCAAAUCUGCAUGCCAAACAAGUUUCUCAUGCGGAGCCCCAUGAGAAGCAUCUUCUAGUCGUGUUUUGGAAUUUGUGAUGCUAGAAUCAGCAUGGCUUGCUAGAUCUAUGUUGCUGCUGAACUAGCUAAACAGGAUCACACUAUGAGGGCAAACUUGUCAUGCGAAACAACCAAAGCUGGCGGAGUUGUCUAGCAGAUUUCCCUUCUUGACUAUGGGGUCGCGGGGACGUUUUUCCACAGGAUACGGCCGCGGAGUAACCACGCGAACCCGCUGGAUGUCGCGAAGUUUCUCGACAAGGCAAACGAGUUAUGAACUGCAAAAGUAUCGUACUCGUAUAAAUGCAUUACAAAUUUCCUCAGCAUGAGAGAUGAAAUCUGUAAUGCGGAUUGACCUGCAGAAAAGGAUUUGUAAUGCAUGAUUGCAGUACGAGUGCGAUACUUUUGCACAGGAUACGAGUUGGGCUUGGAGUUUUGCCGGGCGUGGUUGUUUAUGAAAUGCAAAAGCAUCGUACUAGUAGAAAUCGCAUGACAAAUUCCUUCAGCAUGAAAAAUGGAAUUUGUCAUGCUGUUUUACCUUGGGAUGGAGAUUACUAUCUAAACUGCAGCAGCUGGUCAAAAAUGCAGGCGAGGGGUAUGUUCGGGGGUGUGUCAGGGGUAUGCAAAUGGCAGUCAAUCACGACCUGAAUACAAAUUUUUGGCGAAAAAGCAGAAGGUGGGGUAUAAACAUACCCCAGACACACCCCAGACACACCCCAGACAUACCCCAGACAGACCCCCGAACACACCCCAGGCAAAAAGUCCGAACAUACCCCAGACACACCCCGGACACACCCCGGGCAGACUUUCGGACACACCCCGGGCAGACUUUCGGACACACCCCGGCCAAACUUUCGGACACACCCCGGCCAAACUUUCGGACUUUGUCAUGUGGGGUUUGGACCCGAAGCCCAGUCUGUCGCGCGAGACCGUGCGGCCAAGGGGCGAUCCAAAGCCCUAGGUCAGCGCGGGGACUAUGUCCCCGCGCCAUGACCUAGGUGCCAGCUGUGACCAUUUCCGUAACCGGACGCCGUGUGGCUAAGGGGCGAACGCCCUAGGCCAGCGCGGGGACUCGGUCCCCGCGCCAUGGCCUAGGGGCCAGCUGUGCGCGCUUCCAUCCCGGACACCGUGCGGCCAAGGGGUGAGAGCCCUAGGCCAGCGCGGGGACUCGGUCCCCGCGCCAUGGCCUAGGGGCCUGCUGUGAGCGCUUCCAUCCCGGACACCGUGCGGCCAAGGGGCGAAAGCCCUAGGCCAGCGCGGGGACUCGGUCCCCGGCGCCAUGGUCUAGGGGCCAGCUCUGGGCGCUUCCCGGACACCGUGCGGCCAAGGGGCGAAAGCCCUAGGCCAGCGCGGGGACUCGGUCCCCGCGUCAUGGCCUAGGGGCCAGCUUUGAGCGCCUCCCGGACACCGUGCGGCCAAGAGGCUGGCGAAAGCCCUAGGCCAGCGCGGGGACUCGGCCCCCGCGCCAUGGCCUAGGGGCCAGCUGUAAGCGCUCCCACCCGUCCCAGACACCGUGCGGCCAAGGGGCGAAAGCCCUAGGCCAGCGCGGGGACCCGGUCCCCGGCGCCAUGGCCUAGGGGCCAGCUUUGGGCGCUUCCCGGACACCGUGCGGCCAAGAAGCGAAAGCCCUAGGCCAGCGCGGGGACUCGGCCCCCGCGUCAUUGCCUAGGGGCCAGCUUUGCGCGCGCGGACACCGUGCGGCCAAGGGGCGAAAGCCCUAGGACAGCGCGGGGACUCGGCCCCCGCGUCAUGGCCUAGGGGCCAGCUGUGAGCGCUUCCACCCCGGACACCGGGCGGCCAAGGGGCGAAAGCCCUAGGCCAGCGCGGGGACUCGGUCCCCGCGCCAUGGCCUAGGGGCCAGCUGUGAGCGCUCCCACCCCGGACACCGUGUGGCAAAGGGGCGAAAGCCCUAGGCCAGCGUGGGGACUCGGCCCCCGGCGUCAUGGCCUAGGGGCCAGCUUUAGUGAGGCGCCUCCCGGAAAGCGUGCGGCCAAGGGGCGAAAGCCCUAGGUCAGCGCGGGGGCUCGGUCCCCGCGUCAUGGCAUAGGGGCCAGCUGUGAGCGCUUCCCGGACACCGUGCGGCCAAGGGGCGAAAGCCCUAGGCCAGCGCGGGGACUCGGCCCCCGCGCCAUGGCCUAGGGGCCAGCUGGGGCGGAGCGCUUCCCGGGCACCGUGUGGCCAAGGCAGGGGCGAGAGCCCUAGGCCAGCGUGGGGGCUCGGACGGUCCCCGCGUCAUGGCCUAGGGGCCAGCUGUAUGCGCUUCGCGGACACCGUGCGGCCAAGGGCGCGGGGACUCACUCGGCCCCCGCGCCAUGGCCUAGGGGCCAGCGAGCAGCGAGCGCCCCCCGGACACGGCGCGGCCGAGCAAGGGGCGAAAGCCCUAGGCCAGCGUGGGGACUCGGUCCCCGCGUCAUGGCCUAGGAGCCAGCUGUGAGCGCCCCCCGGACACCGUGUGGCCAAGGGGCGAAAACCCUAGGCCAACGCUGGGACUCGGUCCCCGCGCCAUGGCCUAGGGGCUAGCUAUGAACACCCCCCGGGAACCACACCGCGCAGCCAAGGAAGGGGCAAAGAAAAGCCCUAAGGCGGUGCGGGGGCUCUGUCGCCGCGCCAUGACCUGGGGGCCGGCUCCAGACCCGGCGCCAGUUUCUUCUUUCUUUUUAUCGUUGCGCGCGGAUGGCUAAUGAAUCUAGUGCGCGUAAGCAAGGGAGCCGCGUCCGCAGGCCCGUCGCGGGUCAUUGAAUGCAAGGCGCACCGAGAUACCUAGCUGCGAGCGACCUGCCUGCCCAGUGCCACCGCGCAGACAAACGUCGGAAGGUCGCAGCACGGGGACUCUGUCCCCGUGCUCGGACCUUGUUUGUAAUGCAUAAGUGCAAUUACUACGAGUGCGAUACUUUUGCACUGGAUAUUGUUUGCGAAUGCGGUUCUGGUGGUGAACAAUCCGAAAGACGUUUUCCACUGGUUCACCGCCCGAACGAUCGCGGAGCACCACUUGUUUAAUCUCGCGGUCGCCUGUUUGGAGCUCGUUUGGUACUCCCCCAUGAUUUAUCAAGUGUAAAAAUGUCUGGGUCUGGAAGAAUGCAACUUGUCAUGCUAAAUCUGAAGCUUGCAAAAAUCUGUGUUGCAUGAUUGCCAAAAGUCGUCCAGUUUUGACCAAGUCGGGAGGGAGUUUCUCAUGCAGGAUAGGCAUGAAAGAGAUCGCACAGAAUCUGUCAUGCUAGGUCCUGCAUUCCAGACCUCAUGGGUCAUCGAAAAGCUGCAUGACAAAUCGCGCACUCUUCCAGACCCAGACACUUUUGCAUUUGAUAUGAUUCGGGAGAUGCUACAGCGGCAAACCUGGUCGUGGUGCGAACAUUUACCGGAGUUUUACCUGUAUCCCGUGCAAAAGUAUCGUACUCGUAGUAAUUGCAGUUAUGCAUCACAAAUCUUUUUGUUUUUCUUAAGGCAAACCCGCAUUGCAAAUUUAAUUAUAAUUUGUAAUGCUGAGCAAAUUUACAUACUAGUACGAUACUUUUGCAGUUCAUAACCUGCAGAUGCUGCGAAACGUCGGAAGUAAGAAAGCGGUCGCGGUAGGGGCGGAGAUGAACAAGAACCGGGACGGUAGCGAUUUCUUGAACGCAAAUGCUACAACGAGUAUUGUCAACAGGAAGGACGACAACGACAAGGACAGCAUCAUUGUGAAAACCGCUCCCACUGCCAGCGACUUCGACUUUGUUUACUUGCGGACAGCUGCUGCUGUGUCGAGAGGACCUUCUUCGCCGGUGAAAACGACCGCCCGCAAUGAUGAGGAGCAAGACCCCGACGAUCCUUCCUUUUUCAAGUGCAGCAUCGAGUCAAAGACACUUUCUUACCUCCCGGAGAGAAAGGAGCUCAACGCGGCAGAUUUUUACGGCAUUAAGCCGGGAACAAAGAAGUUGAGUAAGAAAAAACUGAAGCAAAUCGAGGAAGAAAGAACGAACCCGUUGCAGGUCUUGAUGAACCCGGUGUGGCGUCACGUGAACCCGGAAUUCGAGUAUUCAGUGAAGCGGAAAGUCGCGAAACUGUUGUUGAAAAGUGGUGGCAGUAGUACUAGUACAGCGGUAGUACAGCAUGACAAAAACCAUUCCAACGACCAGCAAAGUAAAAACCAAAACGACGAGGGAAGUAAAAUCUUUGACUUUUUGAGCGACGACGACGUGUUUGGCACAUCGUUGGGUCUUAUCAAAUGCAAAAAUGUCUGGGUGUGGAAGAUUGCCAGGUUUGUCAUGCAUAUUUUGCAUGAACCCUUUUACUUUUUAAUUUGGUUCCCUCGGUGCUGAGACAGGGAGUUUGCACAGAGUUAUUUCUACCUAGAUAACAACCAACUCACGUCGCAGCCGUCCCAGGAGUUUCGGUUGUUGUCUCUCGGUAGAAAUCACGCUGUUCAAAAAAUUUCUGUUUUGGAGUUUACCGGGUACGCGGUUAAGAGUUUGUCGACGUAAUUUACAAAGGGACGCCCUGCCCUUAGUUUCCCAACAUGACUCCUGAUGUCUGUGAUGCAUGCCCUAGCAUCACAGAUCUUGUGAGGGCUUCCUGAUGCCUCGACCGCAUGAGAAAUGCCCGCUCGCCGUGGCAAAAACUGGACCUCUUUUGCUGUUCAUGCAAUACAGAUUUUUUGUAGAAUCCAGAUGCAGCAUCACAAGUUGCAUCCUUCCAGACACAGACUCUUUUGCAAUGCAUAGGGCUGAUUUUAGACGUGAAGGAACAGACCAUCGUAAUGCCACUUUCGUUAUGCACUGCAAAAGUAUCGUACUCGUACUAAUCGCAGUCAUGCAUUACAAAUCUAGUAAUCAAGGGAAAUCCGCAUUACAAAUUACCUUUGUAAUGCUAAGCCAAUUUGUAAUGCAAUUCAUACUAGUACGAUACUUUUGCACAGGAUAUUCAUCUUCGAGUUCGUGUGCAGCUCCAGCUGCGAUUGCGGAAGCGCCGGAACAACAGGCGGAGGUUCAUCUUGCAGGCUACUGCUCCGACGAUGAGAACAACGAGAAUGAAGAUGAUGAAAGCUACACGAAGACGAGGAAGAACCUCAACGCGGCUAGUCCGGGAGGCGACACGACUAUCACUACCACCUGUGGAGAUGGAAGCAACACAACAGCGGGGGUUGACCACGAUGGUACAGCGAGUCCCGAGGACGACGAUGAGGACAACGGUCGUUGUGACGUCACCACCGGGCUGUUGAACCAGCGCGAAGAACUACAGGUCGAGGAGGAAGACAAUCGUGGGAAUGUCAAUUACAACGUCGAAGAUGUGACCAAGAUGGGCGAGGGCGACAUCGAAAAAAUGUUUCUCGACAUGGCACACGAACAGGAGGAAAACAAGGAAAAAUCUUUACUCGGCGACCUGCUCGAUCCAGAGAAUUUUGGGAACCAUUUGGACAAAUUUGAAAAAGUCGCAUUGACCGAAGAGUCCGUCGAGACGCUAAUCGCGGACUGCGCCACGGUGCAUCGGAAGCUGAAGGACAUGUCGUUUCGCAAUAAUUAUGGGGAGAAGAAACAUCUACAACAGCAAAAAGAACUACCCGCAGGAGGGCAGCAAAAUCCAAGUGCGGCGGCAACAACUUCUGACGAAAGGAGUGGAAUAAAUGGUCGUCCGCGAGCCUACACGGGUAGCAGUUACGCGGGAAGUUCGGAUCACGAGCUUGAGCAGAAAGUAGACUUUGCAGAAGUUGAUGUUCCGGCCAAGAACAGUGACGAGAACAAGCUCCCAUCAUCAACCACUUUAAGCAGGACGAGUUGUACGACAAGUGUGAAAAUCAACCACGAACAGAAUGAAACAACGAGGACCCCUGUCGUGCGCAGUUCUGCGACGCAAUUUCAUCGAAAGGCGGUGGUCGAAGCUCUUGAGGUGCAGUGUGAGGACCACGUCAAAAGCGGUGAUGGUGAUGGUGUUCCUCCAGCGCCGGCCUUGGGAAAAAGUGGAAAUGAAACCGCAGCAGCAGUAAGAGUGUCUGGUGCACGACCCGCUGCGGCUAGUACAAGAACCCCGAUGCUGUUGAGCAAGGACGACGUGAAACGGAACAAUAACAAAAAUUCUCGUCGUGAAGAUGAUGAAACCAAAACUGCAAUCAUCCAACACCCACCGGGAAACGUCGAACUCACAAUACAGGACCUGCCCUCGGAGCUGCCUGUCGUGCAAGACGAGAGGAAACAAAACAUGUUAAACAUUCUCCAGAAUCAUCAAGACACUGCUACCAUAACGUCCUCCAGCUCCAGCGGUCUCAUCGACAGAAAAAAGAGCCCAAGCACGGACCUCCACCUGAUUUCCAACUUCGCGCUAAUAUGACUUGCAAAACUAUCGUUUACCAGUGCCGUAGUACUUGCAAUACAAAUAAUUAACGCGGUCUGUUUAGCAAUACAAAUUAGCGCAGCAUGACAAAUGGAAUUUACCAUGCUAAUUUUGCUUGGGAGAAGCAUUUGUCAAGCAUGAUUGCGACGACUACGAGUACGUGCACGAUACCUUUGCAAUGCAUAGUUGAAUUCCACCAACGAAAUGGUGCCCUCCGCUUUGGGAAUUGCAGUGGAUCAGUACGUGGAGCUGAGCAAGGAAGACCCGUAUGAUUUGCAAAAGUAUCGACGUACAGGUAAAAAAGUAGUAAUCGCGUUUUAUGCAAUACAGAUCUCCUUUCCAAAGUAAAUUUAGCAUAUACAAGUUCCAUUUCUCAUGCUGAGCAAAUUUGUCAUGCGAAGAUUUCUACUAGUCUACAAGUGCGAUACUUUUGUAAUCCAUAACCCGACAAUUCCAUCGGAAAAUCUGAAAGCGAUGCUCGAAUUUUACUGCGGAAAGAACUGCAUGGAGUACGAAUGGGCAAUGACGUGCGGCAACUGUAGAUGCAAGUGUAGAAGUUCUUCUUCUUCUCCUUCGGAUGAAGACGCCGAUGAUCAGACCCUCGCUGCAAAAACAGAAAAAAACGUCCUCCAGGAGAAGAUGAAGAGGAACGAAAAGCUGAACGGCGACAUGCGGAAGUGGCGGAAAAAAGUGGUGAUUGAGAAACUAUGCAUUGCAAAAGCAUCGUACUUCUACCUUCUAGUAUAAAUUGCAUUUACAAAUCGACUCAGCAUUACAAAUUAAAAUUGUAAUGUGGAUCCGCCUUGAGAAAAAGAUUUGUAAUGCGUAAAAUCGAUAAUUGGUACAAGUGCGAUACUUUUUGCACUGCAUAAAAACGGAAAAACGUGUAUUUGGAAAUCAUCAAGGAGCUGCUCCUAUCAACUGCAAAUAUGUCUGGGUCUGGAAGAUUGCGAGAUUUGUCAUGCUUGUUUGGCAUGACUGAAGAAUUUGUGAUGCGUGUCCAAGAAGAAACUCUUUUGUUUGUCAUGCAAAAGCGCAGCUUGUCACGCGGAAAGCGCAACACUAAGCAGCGCAGACACUUCUCAUGCUUGGCUGUGCAUUGCAGAGCAUUCACUUAUUCUUGAUCCAGCAUUACAAGUUCUUUCCAGACCCAGACAUAUUUGCAAUCCAUAGCUCCACGGCCCGCGAAGUGAGGAUUUGGAUCUGAAGUUGCAUCUAGAUCACUCCCAGUUCUUCCCGCUGAAGAACGGCCACACGCUGCGCGAGUUUUUGGUGUCGGAUUUGGUACGGAAAAAUUAUCCGGAAUUGUGGGAAGUAGUGAAAGAUGCUGUGGAGAGAACGAUUGGGACUACAGGCAGUACAACUUUUGCGGAAGGGAAGCGGAACGAAGUUUUGGGAAAGAAGAAGGAAGAUAACUCCCAAGAUCAUUCCAAGAGAGCACCUGUGAGUGUGGACGACAUUCUGGUGGAUAUGUAGGUCCUAUUCGUGAUAAAGAUGACUGGUUUUCGUUUUACACGUUUCUUGUCUAAUGUCAUGCUUGUCGCAGUAAAGUAGAAAUAGAAAGUUGUUGUGAGCUCCUCGUGUUUCUUUUUGUAAAUUUACAUUUGACGUCAAAUUUUAAGAAGCGGAUCAUGAUACUCUUCUAGUAUUCCCGCUCGCAAUCUAGAAAGAGAACUCGUUGGCUACACUACUAGUAGGUACUACCGUUUGAAAAAAAUUAGGAAUGUCCACGGUUAGAGCAGCUGCUUUCAGCUUAUCCUGUGGUUUUCACACUCAAGCUGCUUGUUUAUUUCCUAGAAUCCACCUUCGGAAAAAAGAAAAACGAAAUUGAUUUACUGUGCCAUGUUGAAAGCACCGAUUUUUUUGGCAGACCGUGAGCUUCUAUCGACGAACUUUCUUCCGUGUCGGGGUCAUUUUUCUCAUGUCUCUCGGACACCUAUUCAACGUUCCUAGAACUUUUCGUGAAGAACUUUUCGUGAAGAACUUUUGCAGUCUUUCUUACAACUGCGCCAUUCUACUUUACAACAAUUUCAUCUUCAGACAGUGUUAAUAUCCAAGAAGAAGAAAGAAACUUUCAGAUGAAGCAGAUAUAUACGAACAACGACGAACAGUUUUCGCUUUGGGUUUUCUCUUUAUCCUCUUUCGUGCGAGCUUUUCACAGACAACGGCAACGGGACGAAAAUUUUUUACGAUUUAUCAAAAAUACGAAUACCGCGGCUUUUCGUGCAGCUGAUGCUGACGCCACAUGUCAGGCAGACAAGAGCAAGAGGUCGUAUCCUAUACAACAACGACGAUGAAUGAACUUUCAAUUUGUUAAAUGAUGAACCCGAAAAAUCGCAGAGAAAAGUAUCAUGGUAAAAGUCGAACGGUAGGCGUAGGGGCUAAGGCUACCGCUACGCGCUGCUUUCUUUGUCGUCGUGUCUGUUGUUGAGGUCGUUUGUGCAGCGACAUGUAGCUCCGCCGUGUUUCGCUGCUGUUACAGCUUCAGCUACAGUAGAAGAGCAAAGCCAUGAGAUGAACAACGCCACAAAAUAUAGAACGAGAGGGAAGUAGUUGAUGAAGAUGCUUUUUGUGUCUUCAGCGAGCCAGCAGCACUACGCGCUCCAGACCGCGAUGAAGCCGAGAUAUUCAGAAACGCAAUAAUAGAGAUGAUAGUCAGAAAAA